AUGGAGCCCUUUUUUUUUUCCUGUCUCCCUUUCACUAUCUGGUCGCGCGCGUUUCUACAGGGGACGUUAGAGCGAGCGGCGAUGGUGUCAAAAGACUCCCGUUACGUGCACCGUCGCUGGCGCCUUGAGGACGCCACGCUGAUGAUCCAGAACCCGAAGCUGGAGCUGCUUGUGGACUUCGACGACCCCGCAAGCUUCACCCUCCCGGCGAACGCGCCGCUGACGUCGGGGGUGCGACGCACAACCGCUACGCGGGGCGGCGUCGAGGGGGCGCUGAGUCUCAACUCGGAGGACGACCUUCUGGCGGAUUGGCGGGAGAUUGGCGUGCCGCCACUCGCAGAGGAGUGA
Messenger RNA from Trypanosoma conorhini, 348 nucleotides. RefSeq lists its product as uncharacterized. The transcript has a single exon. The coding region runs from base 1 to 348 and encodes 115 amino acids. Lineage: Eukaryota; Euglenozoa; Kinetoplastea; Trypanosomatida; Trypanosomatidae. The record is from RefSeq and is a predicted model, not a curated record.